Molecule: messenger RNA, 1515 nt
Organism: Trypanosoma conorhini
Lineage: Eukaryota; Euglenozoa; Kinetoplastea; Trypanosomatida; Trypanosomatidae
Exons: 1
Coding region: 1-1515 (504 amino acids)
Source: RefSeq, a predicted model, not a curated record
AUGAUACGCCGUCAUCAUCCGCGGGCGAAGUGGUCGCGUGGGAAGCGGUGGGCGAUGGGGGCGCUGCUGGCGUGGUUGCUGCUGCUGCUGUGCGGCGAGUACAGCCUCCUCCACGCGCCUGCGCCGCGGCCGCCGGUCGGGGUGCCGGCGGGCGCGUUUCCCCCCCAAACGUCGCCGGCGACGCCUCCGCCCGCCGUCCGCCUCCCGCGGGAGUUUGAGGAGGCCGUGCGGACUUUCGAGACGAAUUUGGGCGUCGUGCAGGGGCUGGCGGGGAAUCCAGACCAGCCGACCGCCGACUUCACGGACAUUGUUGAGUCGACGGGCCCCGGCGUGCCGCUGCCGUACGACGCCACUCACGCCGCAGCCUCGGAAGCGUGGGAGGCGUGCGACCAGCGGAACGCCGACUUUACACCGCAGCGCGACGCGUUGUGCCAGUCGUACCUUUCCAACCUGAGCAACAUGCGCUACAUCAAAGCCAUGUCCUCGCGCCUCCUCGAGGGGCGGACGAUCAAGUUUCGUGUUCGCUACGCCCACAACGAGAUUGAGGCGAUUGUGAAGGUGUCUCAGCGGAAGUUUUACUUUGAGGCGACGAGCGAGUUUCUGGCCUUCUCCGUCGACCGCGCCCUCAACUUCUCGCGGAUCCCCACCUCCGUCUUUCUGCCACUCCCGCUCAGCUACAUGAAGGCCGCCACCGCCUACUCCCCGCUUUUUUCGCAGUGGAUUGAGCGGUUUGUUUUUCAGUACAACUACACCACCCGCAACUUUGCUCCAUGCGCCUCUCCCGGCGUGUCGCUCGCCGAGGGUUCUCUCUGCGCCUACGUGACCAUACAACUGUGGAUGCACGACGUGCAUUCAGCCCUCUCCACGUUUUUGGCGCUCCCGUACGAGUACGACCUCGCGUUUGCGGCAAAGUACUACACGAUUGGCCAUCCACUGUGGCCUCCAAAGAGUUCCCGCCUUCGCGCCAUCGGCGACGUCCUGGAUCGCUUCGUCUUUGACUUUUUGAUCGGUAACACCGAUCGCGGCAUGAACGACCACAACAACUUUGUCUACGGCGGCUGCAGCUUGAAGACCACCUGCCAACCUCCCCCAGCGGAGAGGCGCACUUUGGGUUUGGCCAAGUACGCCUUUCUCGACCACGGCAGCAGUUUCUACUCGCACCGGGAGCCAAAAGGGAACGCCUUCUUUGGGGACAUGGACCGCAUUCCCAUUUGCCGCUUCCGCCAGUCCACAUACGAGUCUCUGCGCAGCUUCAGGGAGCCAGCGCCGUCACAGCCACGGCUCCCACUUGUGAUGCACCUUCGUCGAGGACUUUCCUCGCAAAUAUUCCGUGUGACGCACCUCUCCGUUUUUGAGAGACUGCAGGUGCGGUUGGAGAAAGUCUUGAAAAUUGUGGAGCGCUGCUUAGAGCAAUACACGCCGUCUGAGGUGUUUAGCCUCCCCGCGUACUGGGAGGUGCACAUUCCAGAGGAAGGCGAUGGCAAUGAAACGCCGGGUGUGGUGGGUGACGAUUAA